GCGGAAGCAUCCAUCCGCCCACAUACUUUUAAUCUCCUCAAUAUUUCCUUUUUGACGCCCCAUAAACGCCACCCGAACGGGUAGCCAAUCUGUUUCUCCACCAAAGUAUAGUUUUUUGAAAUCUGAAAGAUCGCAAAUUAAUCGUAAGUACCGUAGCGCUUCUUCUAGAUCGUGGCUUUCUCUCGUUUCUGUGAUUAAUUGAGCAUGCAUGCGAGUCCGAGUCCGAGUACGAACGCAGAGCGGCAGCAAGCGGCGGCGCAAGUCUGUGUGCAGAAGGAAGGAAGUACAGUAUACUGUACAGCCACUAAAGCGGGCGGGAGUAAGCGGGGGCGGGAGAAGGGAAGUGGGAGUUUUCCGCUGGAGCGCUAGCUCUCUUCUAGCUUAGUCAUGAGCCCAAUUUCUUCAUUCGAUUCCGUUUCAAUUGAUGGCCGAGGCUGGCUUUCUUCUUAACAACGACAACGAAAACGAAGACAACAUGUUCGAUAUCCCCGAUGCGAAGAGAAUCCGCCGCGCAGACCUAACAAUGCAUUCCCGCUCCGCAUCCCCCUCACCAUCACCCUCCCCGGAGCUUCAAAAAGCCCUGAACGCGCACCUCGCGUCCCUCUACGGCCCCAUCUCUUCUUCCCCUCCCUCACCAACUCAGCAUCCCCAGCCCCAACACCCCUCAUCACAAAAACAAACCCCCUCAUUCGAACCCUCCGUCGAAUUCGAAUUCGAAUUCUGCCUCUUCUCCACCACCACCACCACCACCACCACCACCGGCGCCACACCGCAGAAAAUCAUCCUCGAAACCGACAACGACGAAGCAGAGACCAACAACCAAGCAGCUAGCGGAAGCAGCAGAGGAGGAUUCCUACGUCCGCGCCCAAGGGAGUAUUAUAUCUCCUCCGGUCCGAGUGACGAGGUUAGGGCGCACUAUGCGAGCGCUGCGCUGGAGGGGGAGGAUGUGCUGCGGUUAGCUGGGGGGCGGAAUUGGGGGCUGGAAGUCCCUUGGCGGGUUAGUGUUCUUCGAUCGAGGCAAUCGAAAGGCAUGGGUGUGGGGGAUGGGGCGAGGAUAGAGGGUGGAGAGGAGGAGGUUGAAAAGGGGAAGAAGACGAAAGCGGGGAAGAAGAGGAGGAUUUUGUUGCGGGAGAAGAGGAGGAAGAAGGAGGUUGCGGAGGAGGGGAGGAGGAGGAGGGAGGAGGAGAGGGAGGUGGCGGAGAGGGAGAAGAGGACGAGGAGGAAUAGGGAGAAGAAGGUUAAGAGGAAGAUGAAGGAGAGGGCUAUGAAGGGGGUUGGUGGUGGUGGGGGUGAGGGAGAGGGUGGGAGUGAAGGUGAUCGAAGGGAGUUUGUUGGUUAUAGAUAG
Mollisia scopiformis is the source of this 1345-nucleotide messenger RNA. RefSeq lists its product as uncharacterized. The coding region runs from base 425 to 1345 and encodes 306 amino acids. The transcript is spliced from 2 exons. The record is from RefSeq and is a predicted model, not a curated record. Lineage: Eukaryota; Fungi; Ascomycota; Leotiomycetes; Helotiales; Mollisiaceae.